Molecule: messenger RNA, 5103 nt
Organism: Cygnus atratus (black swan)
Lineage: Eukaryota; Metazoa; Chordata; Aves; Anseriformes; Anatidae
Gene: PUS10
Product: pseudouridine synthase 10
Exons: 18
Coding region: 441-2042 (533 amino acids)
Biological process (GO): tRNA pseudouridine synthesis
Molecular function (GO): RNA binding; pseudouridine synthase activity
Source: RefSeq, a predicted model, not a curated record
CAGUUUGCAAAGCAGGGUAUAAUAUUUGUAUCUUCAUGAUGUUUGCUUUUGCAAACUUUAACUCUCUUAACAGUUAAAAACAGAAGCAAGAAUAAGGUAUUACCACAGAAGACACGUUACACACCCAAUAGUCACCUUAGGACACCUCACUUUUAAGCUCCUUGAAGCAAUUUAAAAUGAACUAGAUAAUCCCACCAAGAAAAAUUACAUUUAUACUCAGCAAGCUUCAGCUUGUGGUGAAAGCAGAAAGUUUCUGUUGAAAGUUCAGUUUGGGGCUCACCUUUUGCCCAGUUUCAACUCACUCUAACUGCUACCGCUAGCGCCAAACAUGCUACACAAGGCUGAUCCUCAACCAUCAAGCACUGAUUUCUGGUAAAAAAAGGAACCGUACAACAUCCCACGCUGUAUUUUCGGGACACCCAGACGAAGAAUUAUCCAGCAUGUCUUCGCUAACAGAAAAGGACAAACCAAUCGUUCAGCUAUUACUGAACACUGGCACUUGCCCACGAUGUAUUUUCAGGUUCUGCCGUGUGGGAUCACAGACACUUUAUAGACAUCCAUACAAGGAUUUGAUGAAGGAUCUGAAAGAAUUCCUGCAAAAUAAUCAACAAAAAGAAGAUACAGCUGGUUUUGGCGUAGUUGAUCCACCAUGUAAGCGAAUCAGACUUGAAUACACAGAAGAGGUGCCUGAUGAUCUGAACCAGAAUGGAGUGCUCAAGCAGAUUCCUUUGGUUAAUGAUGACAAUGCUGCUGUGGAGAACUCAACUGUGGAGGUUUGCAAUGUGUGUUUGGGAAUUCUUCAGGAGUUCUGCGAGGCUGACUUUGUCAAAAGGGUGUGUGAAAAGGUUAAUUCUGCUGACUACCAGUUCACCAGUUUUGUAUUUUCUGUGUCACUACCCCCACAGCUGUCUGUUAGGGAGCGUGCUGCUUGGCUGCUGGUAAAACAGGAAAUGGGAAAACUGGGCCUUUCCUUGGCAAAGGAUGACAUCGUUCAACUGAAAGAAGCUUACAAGUGGAUUAUUCAUCCCCAGUUGUCAGAGAAGUUGGGUGUUCCCGCUGAUGGAAAGAGUUUGUUUGAAGUUAGCGUGGUCUUUGCUCACCCAGAAACAGAUGAGGAGUGCCGUUUCCUAGCCACAGCCUGUCCGGAUUGUUUCAAGCCAGCAAAAAACAAACAGUCUGUUUUCACUAGAAUGGCAGUAAUAAAAGCCUUAGAGAAGAUAAAAGAAGAGGAUUUUCUCAAGCAUUUUCCGUGUCCCCCGUGUUCACCAAAGAACCUCUGUGUUGCACUGGAAAUUCAGUGCAAUAAUGGUGCAGUUUUUGUGGCUGGAAGGUACAAUAAAUAUUCAAGGAAUUUACCUCAGACUCCCUGGAUUAUUGAUGGGGAGCGAAAGCUGGAGUCUUCAGUGGAAGAACUGAUUUCAGAGCAUCUAAUGGCAGAAUUCAAAGCAGACAGCUUUAAUUUUUCUUCCUCUGGAAGAGAAGAUGUGGAUGUACGAACACUAGGCAAUGGAAGGCCCUUUGCCAUCGAGCUUGUGAAUCCUCGUAGAAUACAUUUUACUGCUGAGGAAAUGAAGGAACUUCAGCAGACAAUUAAUAACUCGUCAGACAAAAUACAGGUUCGAGAUUUACAGCUUGUCACCAGAGAGGCAAUUGGUCGUAUGAAGGAAGGUGAAGAGGAAAAAACAAAGACCUAUAGUGCCUUAGUAUGGACAGACAAAGCAAUACAGAAAGAAGAUAUUGCGUUUCUAGAUGAUAUUAAGGAAUUAAAACUUGACCAGAAGACACCUCUCCGGGUUCUUCACAGAAGGCCUCUGGCCGUACGAUGUCGGAUCAUUCACACCAUGAAGUCUGAAUACAUAGAUGAGCAUCACUUUCGCCUGCAUCUGAAGACUCAAGCAGGAACCUACAUUAAAGAAUUUGUGCAUGGAGACUUUGGAAGAACAAAGCCAAAUAUUGGCUCCCUACUGAACAGAACUGCUGACAUUCUGGAGUUGGAUGUAGAAUCUGUUGAUGUUGACUGGCCUCCAGCCCUGGAUAAUUAGCUCUUCAAGCUGGGAUGAGGAAAAAACAGCUCCUAUGUCAUCAGCUGUUUACUGAACACUGUAUGGUAUUACAGCUCGGUUGCGAAGUGUUUUUGUCAGAUGUUUGGAUCAUGUUGAUCCGACAGAGGAUAUUGUUAGUUUGAAUCAACUUCAAACACUCUGGAAUAGGUAGUGUUCAUUUAAUGUCUAGCCCUAUUUUAAUUCUUUCUGUGCAUACAACAAUUUUGGUGAGCUAAUGUAUUGAUAACAAAUCUUUUUUUAAAAAAAAUCCCUUAAGAAAAAUAAACGGUAUACUGCCUGCAAACGGCGUGCUAAGUGAGUACAUUAAAUGUGCUUUAUGCUGUACUGUUUGAAAUGUUUUAAUUAAAAAUCACCCUCCCUAAAGCCAGAUUUUUUUUUAUUUUUUAUUUUUUUGCUGUUUUUAUAUUGGAUGUUGUAGCUUUCUUGUCUGGAUGCAGGUAGCACUGAAUUGCCUGAAAUGCAGUCCUAGCAUUUUCUGAGCCCUGUUCAUGCAGGACUGUUUCACAAGAGGAGACUCUGAAAGCAGUAGGGUAGUGCCUGGAACGAGGUGAUACUCUACCUUGUGCUUGCUGCUUUUUGAUCAAUGUUAGCUUCAGAGACAGACAGAUUGGCCUCCGAGUGCUUUUCAAAUGGAAACACAGUUUGCAGAUAAAAACUUUGCACUUAAAACUGUUUUUCUUAUUGUAAAACAUCAGCGACGCUUCCUAGAAACUACACUUUGAGGUAGUAGUGGCCUCAGCAGCUCUCUGGCCUGGUUACAGUCUUCACGCACAGGAUUUCCCCGUGAGUCACCAAAAGAUAGGGAAUUCCUGGCAAUGCAUGAUGGAAUUCUAGAGAAAAAUAGGGAUACCAGGAACCCCAAAGUGCAAACAAAUAUAAAACGUUCUGAAGAAUGUUGGUGUUAAAAGACCAAGACAGAGAUAAAAUGCCUUGUUUUGCAGUAUGGUUGCAGCAUGCUGCAUUUUUUCUAGUACCUAGCCUUGGAUGGAUACCUGGAUGUUAAUUCGGUUAGGAAGAUGUUUCUGCUUACCUGAAGUACAAAAGAGUUACACUGUCCUCAAGAAAUUAAGGUUUGGAAUUUAAGGGCUCUUCAUUAACGAACAUUUCAGAGAUUGAGGGUAAUUAUUUUCCAGGAAAAAACAGUUUAGGGACAGGGAAGAUGUGUUACACUGAGAUGUGUUACCUUGAAGUCAGCGGUGCCAGGACUUUACAGUAGAGCAGAUGCACAGUAACUUUAGUUGAAGGCUCAGAAAGGCACUAAUGCAUACAAAAUGUAUGGAGCGCCUAAAAAAAAAAAAAAGUGCCUAAAAAAGGAGUGCCUAAAAACUCAUCUUGAAAAAUUAGUCUAAAUAUUGUAUACUCUGUCUGUGAUGAGCUUUUAGAACUUGUCUGUCAUCAUUUGUUCUCCUAGUCCACUGUGACAUGAGUAUAGCAGCAGUUCAGAAGCUCCUGUUUUUCCCAUAAAAAACAGUACGAACCUGAUUCAGACAGCAAGAUUUCUUUGUUUUUAAUCUUAAAGCUGUUAUGAGCAACAGAUUCUAGGAGUAGUUGCCUCAGAUAGUAAUCAGUACCCAGAAAGGAAGUGUCGCGAAAGAUGGAAAACUUAAGAAACUGAAUUCAGAAAACAAACAAAAGAGAAUUUCAGUCUCAUAUCAGUGUGAUUUCUUGACAGAAACUCAAGAGUGAGCUAAAAUGUGAUUUAUAAAUUCCAUAAACUAGAGGGGAAAAAUCUAAGCAAGGCUGCACUAUGGGCAUGACAGACAUUAGAAGAGCUGUCCCAGAGGGCAAAUAGAACUACCAAGGCAGCAGCAGGAAGGACUCCUGCUCCGGUCAUAGUUCAGAGACACUUAAAGGUGCACUCACAUUCAGCUUCCUGCAAUAUGCUGUACAAUGUCAUGGUGCCAGUGGACACCAUGUUAAGAAUCAGAAUGCAGAGAAAUGAGGCUCUAAAGACUAUGCUAAAGGUGCUGAGUCUAAUCGUCUCCAUACAACGGAGUGAGGUCCACCAAAAAUACUUAAAUGGCUUUUUAUGAUAAAUGUGAAAUACACCAGAGGAAGGAAAAAGAAAAAAAAAAAAGUCGCUGAUGCAAAUGUCUGUACAGCUGUUUAGCUAGUCAUUUAUUGUUCGGUUAUCACGUGGCUGUAUGAAAAUGAGCUGUAAUCCGGUCUUUGAACUUUGUUUAAAGUCUGCAGUUUCUAAUAUAAGGUAAACAUUUUGAACGAGCGUAAUCUGUAAGGAAUUUUGCAGCAAUAAUGUUAAUGUUCUACUUUGGCCUUCAUCUUGUUUUUAAAAGUAAAUUACCCACUUGUGAAUACUCAGGAUGUUUUGUGAGAAUAACAAGAGCAAGAUUUAAUUUUGUUCUUGAGGCAUGUGUGUAAGAGGAAGGUAUUUUCUAGCCCGUUACGUGGAAAAUGCUGAAAAACAAGGUCCAAGCAGUGUUCCUUAGCAUCAUCUUUCUUCAUACUGGAAAGAUUUAAAAUGAAACUGUUGUAUUUCUCCAAGCAACUGGGCAUCUAAAAUGUCCCCCUCCAUUUUUUUGUAUCAGCAUCGCCGAGCCUGAAGACAGCGCUUUGCAGGGAAGGCAGUGAGUGCACGCUGUACCUGGUGUACACCUCUAGCUGAGCCUGAGUGCGUCUGUGCUCUGUGCCCAUCUGCCCAACAAGUCAACUGUUGUGCCACAAAAAAAUGCUGAGUGCAAAUGAAUCCUUAAUAUACACAUUGCUUAAGGUUUCACAGCAACCAACAGUAAUUGUGAACGGAACAAAAUAGUCUAAAGAGCCCCAGGAUAAGCAAGCCAAUGCCUAAUUUCUCCGAUUGCUCUGGCCUCCCUAAUGUGAGGGAUGCUGUGAAUCUGAGAAGGCUGCAGAAGCUGAGUCCUUAGUAUAACCAGUUUUUUUAAUUACCAAACCAACUUGUUUACAAAGGAAAACAGAACUUUGAAAAUAUUUAAUUAUACUGUAAAAACAAAUUGUACUAUAAAGAGCAUUCUAUAAAGUAAGGAAAAUGUUUACUUUUAAUAAACUUAAAGUUGAGAACUUC